Messenger RNA from Rubroshorea leprosula, 1174 nucleotides. Lineage: Eukaryota; Viridiplantae; Streptophyta; Magnoliopsida; Malvales; Dipterocarpaceae. The record is from the annotation of a GenBank genome assembly.
GCUCUUCUUCUCCUUUCUUCCCGCUGCAGCCCAAAGAGGGGAACCCGGCACCAGCCUUUGAGAAACCGGUGAGAUAAGCUUGGUUUUGGCCUUCUUUUCUUGUUCUAGGACUGAAAUUGAACCCAGAAUUCUUUCCUCCCCUCUGCAGAAUCCGGAUCUGCUCUGCUUUGCUCUGUCCUUCUGCCGGCUGCUCCUGCUUUGUGGGGGUGAUUUGCUCCGGUUUUGGACCCGUGAGCUUCCCCCUACACUGCCGCCGGCUUCUCCCCCUUGCUAGGCCCGGUUCUGCAGUUGCUAAAUUCUGGUUCCUGAUGGUUCUGUCAAUUUAGCACUGAGAUCGAGCCUUUGGUUUUAAGCAAGUGAGGUAAGUAAAUUAUGGUAACGCCUUUUGAUUUUAAAAGCAUGUUUUGAUUUGUUUUUGAAAUGGUGGCGGGACUAAACCCGUUUUAUACAGAAAUGAGCAUGAUUGAUUUGAAAUGAGAUUUUGAUGUUUUUCAUUAAAUUGAGCAUGCCUACUUGAAAUUUAAUUGAUUGUCCUGAUGAUCUGAAAGUGAUUGGUGAAUUAUGUUUUUCUGUUAACUUCAGCCUGUUUUGUCUCCGAUGUGAUCAUGUUUCUGUAAUCCUGCUAGUGGGGGUUAAACGCUAGCACAUGUCGGCACAUGUCGAUAUGUUAUUGAUAAUCCUGCUAGUGGGAGUUAAACGCUAGCACAUGUCGAUAUGUUAUUGUAACCCUGCUAGUGGGGGUUAAACGCUAGCACAUGUCGGCACAUGUCGAUAUGUUAGUGAUAGAACCAGUUCGUACAAGUGACCCUGCUAGUGGGGAUUAUACACUAGUAAAUCGUGUGCCUGCCAGUGGGAAGUUUAAUACACUGGCCAUGACCUAUAGAGGAGACGUCUAUUUCGUUCCCAUACUGUAUCCGUUUUGCGUGAUUGCACAUGUUGGCAUGCUAUAAGUUUAAUAAGGGGCACUCCAUAUUUACUUACUGAGUUUAUCUCAUAGUUUUUCCUUGUCCACCAUUUCAGGAAGUGAAACCGAGGACGGGGAAAUCACGGGAAGUGACGAGUUAGAAGGCUAGCCAUUUCGAGAUUGAUAUAGAUUUUAGAUAUAAAUCAUGAUCUUGUAAAUUAGAGUGUAUUUGGAGAUUUUAUGGUAUCAGAGUAAAAUUUAAAGAUUUGA